AUGCGAGGAGAUUUAUGUGCUGAUUUCCAUCGUGCAGGACUUAGUCCCCUACUUUUAACUGGCCCUCCACAUGCCUCACUGCGCCUCAUCUCUGCAGAUGCAUCGUCGCUGGCGGCAAUGUCCAUCGAUUUUGGCUCGCAGUUCAUCAAAAUGGCACUGGUGAAGCCCGGUGUACCGAUGGAAAUGGUGCUAAAUGAGGAUGCAAGUAGGAAGACGCGGAACCUCCUCACAAUCAGGGAUGGCGAAUAUUUGUUCGGUGAUACGGCAUUGGCUUUUUCGGUCAGAUAUCCGGAAUAUUCAUUCAGUUAUUUGCUGGACUUACUCGGUAAGCAUGUCGACAACCCGAUUGUUGCGCUGUACAGACGUCGAUUUCCGCACUCGAAGAUUAUCUUGGAUGAUGCGAGAGAUGUAGUGCAACUGGAAGUGGAUGGUGAAAGUUUUGACGUCGAAACCCUGAUUGCCAUGGUGUUGAGGCAGUGCCGUAGAAUUGUGGAAAAAUUCGCAAAGCAAUCAGUACGAGAUGUCAUAAUCACGGUGCCCGCUUUUUUCACUCAGACCGAACGAAGAUCGUUGGUCGCAGCGACAGAAAUUGCGGAAUUAAAUCUUCUUCAACUCAUGACCGACUAUACGGCGGCCGGUCUAAAUUAUGGUGCAUUUCGGAGGAGUGAAAUCACUGAGAAGCCGCAAACAUUGCUGAUUUAUGAUGUUGGUGCAUCGAAAGUGACUGCUUCGGUGUUGGAGUAUGUGCUUGUACCGGAAAAGCAAGGAACGGAAAAGAAUCCGAUGAUGACAACUCUCGGGAUUGGUUAUGAUCGGACACUUGGGGGUUUCGAGAUAACGCAAAGGUUGCGAGAUAUGUUUGUGAAUGAGUUUCGUAAGAAGAAAAAAACGAAAACGGAUGUAACGCAGAAUGCUCGCGCCAUGGCAAAAUUGUUUGAAGAGGCUGAACGAAUUAAAAUUAUACUUUCGGCAAACGUCAACAUUACUGCUCAAGUUGAGGGCGUGCAUGAAGAGCAGCAUUUCAUGAUGCCAUUGACAAGGCAGGAACUUGAGGAAUCGAUAAGUGAUCUUGAGCCAAAAUUCGUGCAGCCCAUUGUUGAUGCGUUGAAAAUGGCUGAACUUUCGCCAGAGCAGAUUGAUCAUGUGGUCCUGAUGGGUGGAGGUACGCGCGUUCCGCGACUGCGGCAACUUCUUCAGAAGUUUUUUAAAGGAAAGGAGUUAGGCAGAUUCUUGAACACGGACGAUGCGAUUGCAAUGGGUGGGGUCUAUCAGGCGGCACAUUUGAGCAAAGGUUUUAAAGUCAAAAAAUUCGACGUGCGCGACCUGCAGAUUUUCCCAGUACAGGUGGAUUUCAUGAGUACACCCGGCAAUGACAACACAGUUCCCGGGCGCCUUAUUCGUCGGCCAAUAUAUCCCUAUAAAUCCUUCAUUCCGGCCUCCAAGAAAGUCUUGUCAUUUACUUCGUUCACAAGGGAUUUCUCGAUCUACAUUAAUUACGGUGAUAUGAAGCACUUAAGGGCUGAUCAGAUCAGACAGCUUGCUUCCCUCAAUAUCAGCGAGGUUAAAAUUGAGGGUGUCACGGAGGCAUAUGCAUCUGAAGCCGCUAAAGAUGGCACUACUUUCAAGGGGAUAAAGACACGCUUCAGUCUGGACAAUUCAGGAAUACUGCAUUUAGGUGGAGCUGAGAUGCUGUUGGAGAGAUCCCCAAAGACAAAAUCUGCGUUUGCCUGUAAGACUAUUUCAUUGUAUAAAAGAAAGCUGCAGUCUGUUCAGAAAAGUUUAAUCGAUCUCUCUUCUGGCUGUUUAGAAGGGCGGUGUAAUUUGUGGAGCGUCGGUCUUCUUUUUCACCUGACGGGUUUUUGCACUUAGCA
Gongylonema pulchrum is the source of this 1871-nucleotide messenger RNA. NCBI's taxonomy places the organism in Eukaryota, Metazoa, Nematoda, Chromadorea, Rhabditida, Gongylonematidae. The record is from the annotation of a GenBank genome assembly.